Messenger RNA from Chaetomium strumarium, 650 nucleotides. RefSeq lists its product as uncharacterized. Lineage: Eukaryota; Fungi; Ascomycota; Sordariomycetes; Sordariales; Chaetomiaceae. The record is from RefSeq and is a predicted model, not a curated record. The transcript has a single exon. The coding region runs from base 179 to 601 and encodes 140 amino acids.
UGUAGGAGUAUGAUCAAGGUACGUAAAUCUAAUGGACCUAAGGCUAAGGUACUAGUAUCCCAUGUGCAUUGGACAUCCCAUUGAACCAGGACAAGUACUACUAAUGAGGAUACCGCCGAUACUGUGGUGUACCCUUGUGGUCCUAGAUAGCCUUGCUCCCUAAGCCCAACAACACUCCAUGACCUGCCGGAAAGUGCCGUUCUCUAGUCCUCGAGUCAGCGCCACGGAAGAAUUUUCCCCGCUGUCAUCACAACUCCGAGGACCACAGUGUCCCUCACAGUUGCCACGGCGGUUCGAAGGCUACGCGGUAGAUUUUCCAGAACUCAGAAGCAGACGUCCUGACACGCCUGACGGUCCUCAAGUUGAGCUUAGAGAUCAUGUGAUUGGGGACCUCGACCGUAAUGAUAUCAACGCAAUUCAGACAAGUCUCAGGUUCGCAAUUGAAAAGUUCAGGACGUACGUGAACUUGAUGGAAGCAUCUCCAGGUCGUUGGGCAGCUUUGGUACUGCUCCCUGGUUGCACAGCGAGGUGCAUACAACAGCUUUUCGUCAACAAACGAGGCAAAGCCGAGUUGAUUAUUGGAGCGCUUAAGAAGUUCUAAUCAGUGGUGUUUAGGUACAUGUUCGUCACGGACCCGUGGCUCUGGUGGG